AAACUUUCAAAUUUCAAGGUCGAAGCCUGGGAUAUAUUUCUGCGCUAGUCGUUUGACUGUUUAUGUGGUUCAUUAGGAAGCUUUAUCCUUAGGGUUUCUCUUUACUUGUCUUUAAAUUGUUUGCCAUUCUACUAUUUUUCGUUUGUAAAUGCAAGUAGUUUUCAAGUAUUCUUACGGAGACGUACUUUUGUUGAUAUUCUAAACAGCAACCUCCUAUCAUUUUGUACACAAACCUUCAUAAGAAGAGGCUUUCAUUAUCCUGAUGUUUUAUUCAGGUCGUCACUUGGUGUCUUUUGACGGAAAAGACCGGAUCUUAAACAUAGAUAUCGAGCUAGGUUGUUCUUCAGACCUAAAAAAGGAUCUAGAAAUAAGAUUGACAGAUGACGAUGACUUUUGUUUUCUUUAUUUCAUCAGAAUUACCGUUGAUGAGUUUACUGAAAUUAAACAGCAGCAAGGUUUGCUCAUUAAUUUCAACGAAUUUGAACAGAAAGUAGCAGAUCUCUUGUGCAUUUGUUCACAAGAGGAGGCUAUCGAAACUCCGAAAUAUGGACUUCGGUUUUCCAGAAACACUGAGGAAAGAGAUUGCGGUUUAUUGCAAAUAAUUGAGGCCACCAAUUUCAAAUAUCUUCACCAUUUGAGUCUCAAUUUGUAUGCAGCUGAUGACGAAAAGCUUAAACUAUUUCUAGCUAGCCGUUUAAAAAAACAUAAAGCUGAAAGCGAUGCCAUUAUCAGGCAACUUAGCCAUUCUGUAUCCGAAUUGACAUCGUCUCUGAAAUCUGCAGAGGAGGGUACGAAGUUAAUAAAAGACGAGUUCCAAGCGUUCAAAGUAGCAUGUUCAGCUAAAGAACUUAGUCUUCGCUCCGAGAAUGAGUUUGCUAUCAGGGAAUUGCAAUUGAAACAUGAUGAGGUAAAAACGAAGUUAGAAGAAUCUCUUUCCAAAGAAAAAGAUUUAGCCAAUCAAAUACAAGAGGAGCUUCAAAAGGACUUUAAAAGUCGUUUGGAUUUAGCAUUGAACAAUAACAAAAAUCUACGGGAUCAACAGUCUGUCCUUCAAACACGUGUAGAAACACUCCAGGAGAAACUAAAGUUUGCAGAAACUGAAAAUAUUUCUUUAACUGAAGAUAUCAAAAUUGUACGUUCUCAAUUGGAUACAACCAACCGGGCAUAUGAUCUACAAACAGAAAUGGCUAAUCAGUUACAAAGUAAAAUAUCUAUAUUAGAAGAAAAUAUGAUUACCAAAGGUAAACAAAUACUGGACUUAGAGAAUUCGUUAACUAAAGAACACGAACAAAAGUUGCAUUUACUUGAACAAUCAGAACAACAUUGUCGUAACAUACAAAAUUUGGAGAAACAUUUAGCUUCGAAUACAGAGGAAAUAAAUAAAUCCAAUGAAAUCAUUAAACGCUUACAAAGUGAAGUCAGGAGUUUCCAAACAAAGGCUAAAUUACGAGGUCAAGUAGCAGCGGAACAGGAGCGUUUACUAGUUUCCAAAGACUCUGAAAUUCAGAGACUACAUACCGAACUAGACAAAUUAAGAUCGGAAAUCACGAAUGUCAAAAAGCUCAACACUCAGAUUGUUGAAGAGCAUGAUCAAACCUUGCAAAGUUUAACAGAUGCUCAGAAAACAAUCAAGUCCAAUGAAAUAAUUAUCGCUUGGUUGAAUCGCCAGAUUGCCGAGAACGAUUCAGAUUAUGUACAAAAUCGCUUGAAGCUUUCAGCGUUCCCAGUAAUAAGUGUGUCUUCUGGAGUAGUUGGUCCUCCUCCUACUAUUAAUUCAGUUACAGUUGUCUCUUCUGGAAGUGAGAAACCCUCAGCAUUCGAAACUACUCCUUCAUACAUCCCAUUAACGCAGAAUUCACAAGCUUCUCAUGUAGUCCCUUUAUUUGAUACACAUACAUCUGUCAUGGUGUCUUCAUCUUCAAAUAGCAACAUCUUGCAAACAGUUGACAAAAGACUCAUAGAACCACCCAACAGUUCGAAAAAUAAUUUAUAUGUGAAAAUUAUUUCUUCUGCAAUGGAUAAUACGAAUCUCCCAUCUACAGUACUUACUACUCACCUGCCAAUAUCCACUUCGAGCUGUGUGAUCCCUAAAGAAAAUAGUGAGUUAUUCCGUGUUACAGAUACACUUAAUUGAAAUAAAAUAUUCAUCGAGCUCAAUGUUUUAAAGUACGAAAUAGCAAUGCUACUAAUCUCACUGUACCUAGAGUAAUGUUAUGGAACAAGUAGAUGUGAGAAUCUAGACUACAUUUUCAUUUUUUAAACGAAACUUUUCAGACUUAACAUACAUCUUUUAUCACAGUAUUUUUGGGCACUGAAUUCGUGAUAUUAAUAUAUUUUAAAUAGGUAUUAUAUGAUCUAGUAGAAUAUUCUCAAUAAAAUGUGACUACGAAAGUUAGUGUUCACAGUGUCUUCAACACAGGUUCCUAAGUUAUGGAUACAAUGGGUUUAAUGCCAGUUAACUGUAAAAACAAUCAAGGUUAAAAUAUGUAUUAUCGAGUGUGUUUCUUCCAAAUAAAUUGGGUGCAACUGAAUGUGUCCAGGGGAAUAUCACUUUACAGCAACAUUACGGAAAGUUAGUCGUCUCCCUAAAAUUACAGGAAAAAAAUCAGUUUAAUAUUGAUAUUUUCAUCGACCUGAACGAAGGACUGCAGUGCUAAGACAACAGCUGUUUAAAAGUUACCAAAUGCAUACUUUUUAUGGUGAUGUUUACAUUCAGUCUCGAAUUUGUUCUAUUUCAAAGCGUGCCACCACCUCUUCAAAAUUCUUUAAGGGAAGGUGUUAGGUUUUUCUGAACCUCUAUCGAUAUAGUUAGACAAAAUCAAGGCGUAUGACCACCAUCGAACUUUGGUUUCUUCGCUCAAAUGUUCUGGAAAAUAAAGAAACAAUUGUAAGUGGUCUCGACCACCACAUCAGUUGCUACUACGAAGUGUAGGGAGAGUGAAUCAUUUACAGUCAGUCAGCUACAACGUAG
Messenger RNA from Schistosoma bovis, 2971 nucleotides. The record is from the annotation of a GenBank genome assembly. Lineage: Eukaryota; Metazoa; Platyhelminthes; Trematoda; Strigeidida; Schistosomatidae.